CGAAACGUCCACUUCGGCCGAAGUUCGCUCUCAGGCUUCCGAAUCAACCGGUUCUCCCUCUGUUAUACAGGAAGACUCGAUAACCGCGGUACAAGCGGGCCCUUCGGUUCCAAGACCGUUGGCAGUGUCUUUGAGCGCCAGGCAGCUACUGAAUCAACGGUUACAGAAGUACAAGCUGCCUGCCAUGUUUCGAGCCGAUCCUGUAGGACCAGCAGACAACCAGCGGUGGAAGGGAACUUUUUGGAUAAAAGAUACUCUAAUCGGAGCAUCCAAAUUGGAAAGGUCCAAAGCCCAAGCCAAAGAAGGAGCAGCUCUUUCUGCAAUUAAAUGGAUGAAUACCCACCACUACUAUUAA
Acaulospora colombiana is the source of this 355-nucleotide messenger RNA. Lineage: Eukaryota; Fungi; Glomeromycota; Glomeromycetes; Diversisporales; Acaulosporaceae. The record is from the annotation of a GenBank genome assembly.